Messenger RNA from Physcomitrium patens, 3831 nucleotides. RefSeq lists its product as uncharacterized. NCBI's taxonomy places the organism in Eukaryota, Viridiplantae, Streptophyta, Bryopsida, Funariales, Funariaceae. The record is from RefSeq and is a predicted model, not a curated record. Gene Ontology annotation, biological process: intracellular monoatomic cation homeostasis. Gene Ontology annotation, cellular component: mitochondrial inner membrane.
AGACUCCAUUCUUCUCCCGAUUACUUCUCCUCCUCAUUCUGCUUCUAAAGCUGGGCCACACCAGUGAACAGAAAAAUCACACAGAAGUACACGAAUAAAAAAGAGGAGGGUCGGACUCUUGCCUUUUUCCAAUCUUCGCUGCAGCCACACAGUCAGUUAUUACGCAGGGCUGCAAUUGCGCCACUUCAGGAGGGAGGUUUUUCUGAUCAGGGAACACCGUCGUUGCUAGGGGCUUUACCGGAUUUUUCUUUGUUUCAUGUGGUUUUAUGAGCUUGGAGGAGGAGGGGUGAGAGAGCGAGAGAGAGGGAGAGUGGGAUUGAGGGAUUGAGGGAUUGAGGGAGUGAGUGAGUUGCGUGGUUUGUUUUGGAGUGUUUGGAUUGGUGUAAUUGAAGGGGAGGCAGGGUUGAGCAUUGAAGUUUUAUUGGUUUAAACCGAGAAUUGGAUCCUCCAUGCGUGCUCAGUGGCUGGGAAGGAGGUUUUGUCCGUGGUCGUGAGAAUGCAUUCUGCUUUGUGCAGCGGCGUGUGUGCGGGUGUGACGGGACGGCUGGUGGAGAGUCCUGGCAGUUGCUGUAACGUACGCAAGAGUACACAUGCGGUGGACUCUCAUAGUUUUUGUAGGUCGAGAUCAAGCGCGCUUAAAAAUUUGAAACAGGGUCCUGGAUUAAUUGUAGUGAGUAGGAUUGCAGGUAGUGAGAAAUUUAGGGUUUUUUUCCCGCUGAGGGAAGGGGGAGCUGGGCUUUUGUAUCCUAGAGCGUUUUCGUCCACUUCUGAGGAGAGCGCCUCGCAAAAUGGUAUAGUUAGGGGCGAGGAUGGUGAAACGGAGGCGUGGGGGGGCUUUGAUGAAGCAAAGCCUAGCGAUGGCGGGGACCAAGGCCAAAAUUUCGUUCAUGCGCUUCAUGAGGCAGCUUCUGUCUUCCAAUCUGCAAUGGAGGAGCAAGAAUCCCUCACUCGCGGACCUUGGUUUGCUCAGAAAUGGCUUGGCAUUGACAAGAAUGCCUGGAUGAGAGCACUCGCUUACCAGGCUGCUGUACAUUCGCUGCUCCAAGCAGUUCAGGAGAUCGCAGCGCGUGGCGAAGGGCGAGACAGGGAUAUUCAUAUUUUGGUACAGCGUAGCUCAAUGCGUCAGUGUGCGCCACUUAGAGAUUCAAUCCAGCAGGAGUUGUCUACAAGGGACUCGUCGUCCGAUGAUUGGUUGUGGCUCCAGCAGCAUCCUCAGGCUGUGGCCAGCUUUGUCAGUCUCCUGGAGAAAGACAAGCGAUUUGCGGCUGUAACAUCCACAGGCUGGGAAGGGACGGCUGCAAGUCCAAGCAAUGCAAGUGACGUUGCACUUCUUAAACUCUUUCUGACCUGUAGCGCAGCCAUCACGAAGUUAGGGGCAACAGCAGUAUCUUGUCCUCUAUUUACAUCAUUGCUACCCGAGGAGAUUGGCCGCCAAAUUCAAAAGCUGCUUGAGUUUAUGUCAAUAGAAGACAUAUAUAAGUUUUCAUGUAGUAUAGGAUUCAAGCGGCAGUUUCUCGACAACUUCGGAUCUAGAGCAGCAGACGUGCAAAAGUGGCAGGCUAAUGAAAGAGAAGGGGUCUUCUGGAUCAAUCUUAUACAGCAGCUGCUUUGUGCAGCUUUAGUUAGGGAAGGUGUACACUUAAAACUACAAGUGACUGAGGGAAUUGAGGAUCUGCAGCAGGACUUGGGCCUAUUUGGAUUCUUUGUCGCUUUGGGACGAAGCACUAGGGCCUAUUUAGCAAGCCGAGGUGUAGGUGACUCGGAGGAAUCACUUGCAAGCCUGCUUAGGUACUUAGAUGGUGGUAGUGUCUUGUUUUAUCCGCAAUUUGCAAGGGUAUCCUCUUACCAGCUCUUUGUGGAGGUAGUGUGUGAAGAGAUGGAGUGGCUUUCUUUCUAUCCAGGAAGCCCACCAGCCAAGUCUCAUAAUGAGCACAAGAAGGUGAUGUCUGGAGUUAGUAAAGCAGAAAAGCAAAUGGCUCUUGGAGUGGCAAUUCAGAUGUGCUCGUCGUGGGUUGGAAGCUUUGGCCGUUACAGUACCUGGGUUCUGCAACCACAAGGUUUUCGGGGGGCCACGUUCCUUGAGAAGGGUCAGCAGCGCCUGGAGGAGUGCUUCAAAGUGUACAAGCUGGUAGGUAGUGAUGGAACUCCAAUCAGGGAUGGAAGCGAUGGGAAAAGAAGUGUCACCGACAGCCAAAAACAAGAUUUGGAAGGGAAAGCAAAUGUUAAGCGGUUUGAAGAUAACUUAUUGCGUACUUGGGAUGUUCCUACUGUGACACCUCUAAACAUGAGUAAAAUCCCAGCAGAUCAGAUGGGAUUGCAGGAAAUGGAACGUCAACUCAAAUUAUUUGAUGAAGAGCUACAAAGCGUGGAGCUCGCCAUUCACAAAUUGGAAAUGCUCCUCAGAGAGUCUGAAUCUAAUGGAAGUUCCGAAAGAGAAACUUUGUCUGCAAUCCGGGUUGAUCUGAGGAGGAUAUGGGCACUGAAGAGAGAAGUAGAAUCACUGGAGCUGUCUUUGAAAGCCGAAGCUGGCCUUUUAAGAAAGAGCUUUGAAGUUUUGAAUGGCAAAGGGAACGCAGAUGGGAGGAGUGAUUAUGAGGAGAAUGACCGUCGAAGCACAAGUUUGCAGUCGCAAAAUAGAGAGAAUCCUAUUCUGCAAGGAGCAGCGAAUCUUGGUCGAGGGUUGGUAAAUUUCAUCUUCCCGUUCUCAAAUCUUAAGCAGGAAAGGGAAGAUGUAAGCAGUUCUGCGGUCAGCGAUGAUGCGUGGACACCUAACUACGAAGCAACUAAACUUGAAGCAGAACGAGCAGAUUUGAUUUUAAAAGAAGACGAAGCCAUUGAGCAGUUAAGAGGCGAUUUGGCUGCAUUAGAGGAUCGUAUACGUCAAGCUGCUGUGCAAGCAGGGUCAGAAAGGGCAUCAUCAAGCGGAGAUAUGGUGCGGAUGUCAAAUACAUCGAUCACCAGCCUAAAUUCCGGGUUCACUGAGGAUGGCAUUGAUGUUUCGGAGGUUGCUGGAACUUCUGGAGGUGUCAUUGGCAAGUCUAUUGAGAAGCUCAAAGAUGCUACCUCUGAUGCAUGGAGGGGCACUGUUCUUCUGGGCAGUGAUGUAGGUGUGGCAGUAUUGCUGUUAAGACGAAGUGUUGCUGGUCAGGAACUCACCGACCGGGAGCAAAAGAUACUCAUGAGAACGGUCACUGACCUUGCUUCAGUCAUACCCAUAGCAGUUCUUAUGUUAUUGCCUGUUACCGCUGUGGGGCAUGCUGCUAUACUUGCUGCUAUUAAGAAAUACGUCCCUGGCCUGAUUCCUACUGCUUAUGGCCGAGAGCGCCUCGAUGUCUUGCGACGGUUAGAGCAACUGAAGGAAUUAGAAUCUGAAAAUGAAUCAGACAACCGGGAGAAAGCUACAGCUAGACAGCUAAAUACAAUUUCUGGGAGGAAGUUGGACUAAAAGUCUGAACCACCUUUUCAUUGAGAUUUAUUCAAGAACAUAGUGUGGAACUGCUCAGUAAGAAGCUGGAGUCUAUUCAAGAUCUUGUCAAGAUUCACGUCCUGACUGCAUAGAGUUGUGCUUGAGAAAUUACCAUGGGAUCACUUGAGGAUUCUACGCUUUUUUUGCUGCAAUCCUUUUAGGUUAUGUCCGAAAGUUAUUCGAGUGUCUGUUAAUGAUGUAACUCACAGUUUGUGGUGCAAUUGAAGGCAUAGAGAUGCUUGAUAUGUAGGUGCCAAGUGCAAAGCCUCCAACGUCUUGUUCGCUGUUUUGUUUACGAAUAGAAUUGCACCAUGUAACCUUAUUAGUGUUCAUUUAUUUAACUCUCACCAUUCUUGUACCCUUGA